GCAAGAUGUCUUCCCAACCACCACUUUCUGUUCCGCUCAAAGAACAGAGACUCCUAGAUGUCAAACUGCACCAGCUGCCAGCCUGGAUAAUGAAGCAGGACUUUACCCCUAGUGGGAUUCUUAAAGCUUUUCGUAGAGGUUAUGAUGCAUAUUUUAAUAAGUAUAUUGAUGUGAAGAAAGGCGGGAUUGGUGGUGUUUCUAUGGUGCUUGCUGCUUACAUCCUGCUCAAUUAUUGUGCGGCUUACAAGGAGCUUAAACAUGAACGGAGACGAAAAUACCACUGAAAAUUCAAGAUGCUUUUUAGAUAAUG
Dromiciops gliroides (monito del monte) is the source of this 310-nucleotide messenger RNA. RefSeq names its product ATP synthase subunit f, mitochondrial-like. The record is from RefSeq and is a predicted model, not a curated record. Gene Ontology annotation, molecular function: proton-transporting ATP synthase activity, rotational mechanism. Gene Ontology annotation, biological process: proton motive force-driven mitochondrial ATP synthesis. Lineage: Eukaryota; Metazoa; Chordata; Mammalia; Microbiotheria; Microbiotheriidae.